AUGUCGGUCGUCGGUAUCGAUUUCGGUUCCCUUAACACCGUCAUCGCUGUUGCGAGGAACCGGGGUGUCGAUGUGAUCACCAAUGAGGUCUCGAACCGGGCAACCCCAUCCCUUGUUGGCUUUGGCCCCAAGUCCCGCUACCUUGGUGAGGCCGCCAAGACCCAGGAGAUCUCCAACCUCAAGAACACUGUCGCUUGCCUCAAGCGCCUGAUCGGUCGCUCUUCGAAGGACCCCGAUGUCCAGAUCGAGCAGGGGUUCAUCUCAGCGCCGCUGAUCGACAUCAACGGCCAGGUCGGCGCUGAGGUGUCGUACCUGGGCCAGAAGACCCAGUUUACUGCCACCCAGCUGGUUGCUAUGUUCCUCACCAAGAUCAAGCAGAUUACCGCCAAUGAGAUCAAGCUUCCCGUUUCCGACGUCGUCAUCAGCGUCCCUGCCUGGUUCACCGAUGUCCAGCGCCGCGCUCUGAUCGAUGCCGCCGAGAUUGCUGGUCUCAAGGUUCUGCGCCUGAUCAACGACAACACUGCUGCCGCUCUUGGCUAUGGCAUCACCAAGCUGGACCUGCCCAGCGCGGAGGAGAAGCCGCGCCGUGUUGUCUUCGUCGACAUCGGCUACAGCGAUUUCACCGCUUCGGUCGUCGAGUUCCGCAAGGGCGAGCUCGCCGUCAAGGGCACUGCUUGGGACCGCCACUUCGGUGGCCGCAACUUCGACCGCGCUAUCGUCGAGCAUCUCCACAAGGAGUUCGAGGGCAAGUACAAGAUCGAUAUCUUCAGCCGCCCCAAGGCCCUCGCUCGCGUCUAUGCCGCUGCCGAGAAGCUCAAGAAGGUCCUGUCGGCCAACCAGCAGGCCCCGCUCAACAUCGAGUCGCUCAUGGACGACAUUGAUGUCCGCACCAUGAUUACCCGUCAGGAGUUCGAGGCCAUGGUUGAGCCUCUCCUGAACCGCAUUCACGUCACUCUUCAGCAGGCUCUCGACGACGCCAAGCUGACCAAGGACGACAUUGACUUUAUUGAGGUCGUCGGCGGUGGCAGCCGUGUUCCUGCCAUCAAGGAGCGCAUCCAGUCCUUCUUCGGCAAGCAGCUGUCCUUCACCCUCAACCAGGAUGAGGCCAUUGCACGCGGCUGCGCCUUCAGCUGCGCCAUCCUAUCUCCCAUCUUCCGUGUCCGUGACUUCACCGUCCAGGACAUCAUCAGCUACCCCAUUGAGUUCGCCUGGGAGAAGGAUGCCGACAUCCCCGAUGAGGAUACCAGCCUUACCGUUUUCAACAAGGGCAACGUCAUGCCCUCGACCAAGAUCCUUACCUUCUACCGCAAGCAGCCCUUCGAUUUGGAGGCUAGGUACGCCAACCCGGAGAUGCUUCCCGGCAAGGUUCCCCCCUUCAUUGGCCGCUUCUCCGUCAAGGGCGUUAAAGCCUCCGGUGCCCCCGAUGACUUCAUGAUCUGCAAGCUCAAGGCCCGCGUCAACAUCCACGGCAUCCUUAAUGUGGAGAGCGGCUACUACGUCGAGGACCAGGAGAUUGAGGAGGUCAUCGAGGAGAAUAAGGAGGAGAAGAAGGAGGAGAAGAAGGAGGGUGAGGAGCAGCAGCAGAAGGACGGCGACGCCAUGGACACGGACGCGCCUAAGGAGGAGCCGCCGAAGCCCAAGACCCGCAAGGUCAGGAAGCAGGUCCGCAAGGGCGAUCUCCCCAUCGUGAGCGCCGUCCAGUCGCUCGACCCCCAGACCAAGGCGCUCUGGAUGGAGAAGGAAGGCCAGAUGAUCGCGGAGGACAAGCUGGUCGCCGAGACGGAGGAGAAGAAGAACGAGCUCGAGACCUACAUCUAUGAGCUGCGCAACAAGCUCGACGACCAGUAUGCCGAGUUUGCCACUGACGAGGAGAAGGCCAAGAUCCGCGAGAAGUGUGAUGCCACUGAGGAAUGGCUCUACGACGAGGGUGACGACACCACUAAGGCCGUGUACGUCGCCAAGCUUGAGGAGAUCCGCGCGCUGGCCGGCCCCGUCGUGCAGCGCCACUUCGAGAAGAUGGAAGAGGAGCGGCGCGCCCUGCAGGCCAAGCUCGAGGCCGAGCGCGCUGCCAAGAAGGCUGCUGAAGAGGAAGCGGCCCGCAAGGCGGCCGAGGAAAAGGCUAAGCAGGAGGCCGAGGCUGCCGCUGCCAACCCCGAUGCUGCCGCCAAUGGCACCAAGGAUGAGGAGAUGCCUGAUGCGCCGGCUGCUGGUAAGGCCGAGGAGGGUGCCCAGCAGCAGGGUGAGGAGAAGCAGCAGCAGCAGCAGCAGCAGUAA
Molecule: messenger RNA, 2274 nt
Organism: Thermochaetoides thermophila DSM 1495
Lineage: Eukaryota; Fungi; Ascomycota; Sordariomycetes; Sordariales; Chaetomiaceae
Exons: 6
Coding region: 1-2274 (757 amino acids)
Biological process (GO): protein folding
Cellular component (GO): nucleus; cytosol
Molecular function (GO): ATP binding; ATP-dependent protein folding chaperone
Source: RefSeq, a predicted model, not a curated record